AAUACAAUCAAUCAUUGAUAAAGACCUUUUUUUUUUGUAUAUUCCGAAAGAAACCAGGCAAGUUGUUAUUGGAUCCCAUAUAUAAAUGCAAGUCAUUGACAAUGGUUUUCAUCCAUCAGUCUCCAAUAAUCUCUCUUCUAUCCCUUGUUUCUUUAGUACAGCAAAAAAGGGGUUAGAAAAUGGCUAUUGAGAUUGAGAAACCCAGUGUUGGACUAUCCAAGGUUGCAGUUUCUGAUACUCAUGGAGAAGACUCUCCAUAUUUUGCCGGCUGGAAAGCUUAUGAUGAAAACCCUUACAAUGAAUCAAGCAACCCAUCGGGAGUUAUACAGAUGGGACUGGCUGAAAAUCAAGUUUCAUUUGAUUUGUUGGAGAAAUACUUGGAAGAGCAUUCCGAAGCAUCAAGCUGGGGCAAAGGAGCCCCUGGUUUCAGAGAAAAUGCUUUGUUCCAAGACUACCAUGGAUUGAAAUCUUUCCGACAGGCUAUGGCGAAUUUCAUGGGGCAAAUUAGAGGAGGAAGAGCCAAAUUUGACCCUGAUAGAAUCGUUCUAACUGCUGGUGCAACCGCAGCUAAUGAGCUUUUAACAUUCAUUUUAGCAGAUCCUGGCGAUGCUUUGCUGGUUCCAACUCCAUACUAUCCAGGAUUCGAUAGAGAUCUGAGGUGGAGAACCGGUGUGAAAAUAGUUCCGAUCCAUUGCGAUAGCUCAAACAAUUUCCAAGUUACACCAGAAGCCAUGGAAACUGCAUAUCAAUGUGCAGAAUCCAUGAACUUGAAAGUUCGAGGAAUACUGAUAACAAACCCUUCGAACCCUUUAGGUGCAACUAUCCAAAGAUCCGUCCUUGAACAGAUUCUCGAUUUCGCCGUAAACAAAAACAUACACCUUGUCUCGGACGAAAUCUACUCUGGGUCGACAUUCUCAUCAUCCGAGUUCAUCAGCAUUGCUGAAAUCCUCGAAAAUCGUUCAUAUAGAGAUUCCGAGAGAGUCCACAUCGUCUACAGUCUUUCGAAAGAUCUCGGCCUUCCCGGUUUUCGAGUCGGAACAAUAUAUUCUUACAACGACAAGGUUGUCUGCACCGCCAGGAGGAUGUCGAGCUUCACUUUGAUUUCGUCUCAAACACAGCAUCUCUUGGCUUGCAUGUUGUCCAACAAGGAGUUCAGCGAGAACUACAUAAAGACGAAUCGAGAGAGGUUAACCAAGAGAUACGAUAUGAUCAUCAAAGGGUUGAAAAAUGCCGGGAUCGAGUGCUUAAAAGGCAAUGCUGGGUUGUUUUGCUGGAUGAAUCUGAGUCCAUUGUUGGAAGAACCAACCAGAGAAAGCGAGUUGGAGCUUUGGAAGACCAUCUUGAACGAAGUGAGACUAAACAUAUCGCCUGGAUCUUCGUGCCAUUGCUCUGGACCUGGGUGGUUCAGGGUCUGUUUUGCAAACAUAAGCGAGCAGACACUUGAAAUUGCACUUGAAAGAAUACAUAAAUUCAUGGAACAAAGAAGAAGAAACUAAAUUUGGUGAAAAUAUAUGUUCAUUAUUAUCCAUAAUGACCAGUUUUG
Molecule: messenger RNA, 1543 nt
Organism: Hibiscus syriacus
Lineage: Eukaryota; Viridiplantae; Streptophyta; Magnoliopsida; Malvales; Malvaceae
Product: 1-aminocyclopropane-1-carboxylate synthase 7-like
Exons: 3
Coding region: 180-1496 (438 amino acids)
Biological process (GO): biosynthetic process; amino acid metabolic process
Molecular function (GO): transaminase activity; pyridoxal phosphate binding
Source: RefSeq, a predicted model, not a curated record